UAAAAUUUUUAGAAGUUAUUAAGCCAUUCUGUGCAGUGUUACCUGAAAUCCAGAAACCGGAAAGAAAAAUCCAGUUUAGAGAGAAGGUGUUAUGGACGGCUAUCACGCUCUUCAUUUUCUUAGUAUGCUGCCAGAUACCCUUGUUUGGAAUCAUGUCAUCAGAUUCUGCAGAUCCGUUCUAUUGGAUGCGGGUCAUUCUUGCAUCAAACAGAGGUACUUUGAUGGAAUUAGGUAUCUCACCCAUUGUGACAUCUGGUUUGAUCAUGCAGCUGCUAGCGGGAGCAAAGAUCAUUGAAGUUGGUGAUACUCCAAAAGACAGAGCCUUGUUCAAUGGAGCUCAGAAAUUAUUUGGGAUGAUUAUUACCAUUGGGCAAGCCAUUGUGUAUGUUAUGACUGGAAUGUAUGGAGACCCUGCUGAAAUGGGUGCUGGAAUUUGUCUUCUUAUUAUAAUUCAGCUGUUUGUUGCUGGUUUGAUUGUGCUGCUGUUAGAUGAGUUGCUACAGAAAGGUUAUGGCUUGGGGUCUGGUAUUUCCCUGUUUAUUGCUACCAAUAUAUGUGAAACGAUUGUCUGGAAGGCUUUUAGUCCCACUACCAUCAACACUGGCAGAGGAACAGAGUUUGAGGGUGCUGUGAUUGCAUUAUUUCAUCUUCUGGCUACACGAACCGACAAAGUCCGGGCUUUGCGGGAGGCUUUUUAUCGACAGAAUUUGCCCAAUCUCAUGAAUCUGAUUGCUACAGUAUUUGUAUUUGCUGUAGUUAUAUAUUUUCAGGGAUUUCGUGUUGAUUUACCCAUCAAGUCUGCACGGUAUCGUGGACAGUACAGUAGCUAUCCUAUCAAGCUCUUCUAUACCUCCAACAUUCCCAUCAUUCUGCAGUCUGCCUUAGUUUCGAACCUCUAUGUCAUUUCCCAGAUGUUGUCUGUUCGUUUUAGUGGCAACUUCUUGGUGAAUUUAUUAGGACAGUGGGCAGACGUCAGUGGUGGUGGCCCUGCUCGCUCUUACCCUGUUGGUGGCCUGUGCUACUACUUGUCCCCCCCAGAAUCCAUGGGUGCAAUAUUUGAGGAUCCUGUCCAUGUAAUAGUUUAUAUAAUAUUUAUGUUGGGAUCCUGUGCGUUCUUCUCAAAGACUUGGAUUGAGGUGUCUGGCUCAUCUGCGAAAGAUGUUGCCAAGCAACUCAAAGAACAGCAAAUGGUGAUGAGAGGCCACAGGGAUACUUCAAUGGUUCACGAGCUUAACAGGUAUAUCCCUACAGCAGCUGCAUUUGGUGGUUUGUGCAUCGGUGCCCUUUCAGUGUUGGCUGACUUUCUAGGAGCCAUUGGGUCCGGCACUGGCAUUCUGCUUGCAGUCACUAUUAUUUAUCAGUAUUUUGAAAUAUUUGUAAAAGAACAGGCUGAAGUUGGAGGAGUAGGUGCAUUAUUUUUCUAGGUGGCCAAAUACUUCAUGGUUUGUGUGAAAGGGAAAGUAUUUUGACAACAUGCAUCAUAGUCCAAUAAUGCUAUUUUAUUUUUACUUGUUUUAAAGUGCUACGUGUCCCAUUACUGUAAUGGGCAUUGAGCAAUGCCUGUGUGCAGCAUUAGUACCAGCUGCCUUAAGAAUAAAGUUUACAUUAUCUGGUUUA
Molecule: messenger RNA, 1617 nt
Organism: Phaethon lepturus (White-tailed tropicbird)
Lineage: Eukaryota; Metazoa; Chordata; Aves; Phaethontiformes; Phaethontidae
Gene: SEC61A2
Product: Sec61 alpha 2 subunit (S. cerevisiae)
Exons: 11
Biological process (GO): SRP-dependent cotranslational protein targeting to membrane, translocation; post-translational protein targeting to membrane, translocation
Cellular component (GO): membrane; Sec61 translocon complex
Molecular function (GO): signal sequence receptor activity; transmembrane protein transporter activity; ribosome binding
Source: RefSeq, a predicted model, not a curated record